Chara braunii is the source of this 1565-nucleotide messenger RNA. The record is from the annotation of a GenBank genome assembly. Lineage: Eukaryota; Viridiplantae; Streptophyta; Charophyceae; Charales; Characeae.
GGGGGAAAGCAUCGAGAGAAGACGAUGCAGAAAACGACCUUUCGGGUGCUUCGAAUGAAAGCAUUGUGCCCAUGCUGGCGUAUAUAGUGACGCCGACCGCUUUCGUCGCGUUACUGAUAGCUGUAUGUCUGGCUGUGGUAGUGCUGCGACGGGUGAGGAACGGGGAAGAGAAGGAGCGUUCUCCCGCGCCACAGGUGGCGCAGCCCAGCAAUGCGCGGACGCCGCCGCGUGGAACGAGGGGGAGAGGGGCGGCGAGUGCGCGGAACCGCUCAGCGGCUGGUGUGGCGCCCGCCGCCGCUGGUGAUCCUGUGGUGGUCGGGGCAGCUACUCCCCGUCAGGGCGGGCCAUGGUUUCCUCCUCGCACUAGUGGUAGUCUGCAGGUGCGCACAGAAGAACUGCUUGGAGCGAUUGCCGGUCCGACUCGGUUUUCCUAUCUUCAGCUGCGCUUGGCUACCAACGGCUUCAGGACGGAGAUCGGCAGAGGGCGCUUCGGUAUUGUCUACAAGGGGACUUUUCCAGGCGGUACGAUGAUGGCCAUAAAGAGGCUAGAGAAUUACCGCCCACGCUUGCCGUCCUCCGCGGCCAACACAGCUGCCGGCGCCUCUGCUGCUGAGUCGACCACGGUGCAUAGAAGCCCAGAAGCAGCGUUCAUUGCGGCGGUGUCUUCCCUAAGCCGCCUGCAGCACAGCAAUGUCGUCCCUCUCCUCGGAUAUUGCAUGGAUGGCAAGAGGUUCAUGUUGGCCAACGAGUACAUGGCUAAUGGAAAUCUGGAUGACGCUAUCUUCGCACCGAAGAACGAGAGCUUUUUGCUGUCCAUGGAGGCGCGGUGCAGAAUAGCAUUAGAUGUUGCAAAGGGGAUACGCUAUCUACACGAGGAGUGCAAGUCCAGACUUCUUCACGGAGACGUGAAGCUAAGGAACGUUCUGUUGAAUGAGGAGAUGAGAGGACACGUGGCAGAUUACGGGCUCGCCAGUCUGUACGUGGCAGCAAGAAAGAGCGUCGGCGGCUCCGGCGACGCGUCCGAUCACCAGUCGGCCGUCUUUGUGGCGGUGGACAAGCGUGCCACGUCGUCCUACACGGCGCCGGAGUGCGGGACGACGACCACCGUUGUAGUUUCCGACAAGAUGGACAUUUAUGCUUUCGGCAUUGUGGUGUUGGAGAUGGUUACUGGGAGAAGAAACCUGGCUGUGGAGUCGGGAGAGGGAGGUGGAGGUGGCCUCCAUCAAGCAGCAGGUUACCUUCCGGCUUACGUGAUCUCUUCUAUGGAAGCAGGGCGGCUGAGAAGAAUCGUUGAUCGCCGGCUGGAAGACAACUUCGACGAGGAGAAGGUAGAACGCUUGCUACGCGUUGCGCUCCUGUGUGUUAAGCCGCAGCCGGAGGAUAGGCCGGGGAUAUCGAGAGUCGUGGCUUUAUUGCAGGGCCACGGAGGCCUCACGAGGAAGGAUUCAUUUUCAGGUAUUUUAUUUAAUCGCUAGGCGCGUUGGCUUUGAUUAGAUGAUUAGUUUGAUUAUAUUGAUUUCAUUUGAUUAUAUCAACGCCGCUCCCAAUCAACGGCAAAGGAUGAU